AUGAAAGUUGCCCAAAAUAUAACUGAUAGUAGCCUUGAUAAAGAAACAGAACAAAACGAAAACACACCAUCUCCACUUCCGACACAAGGAGUGCCAUCGCUACCAGGCCCUUCUCGCUAUGUGCCUGCAAAUCGGAAGAGAUCAAACCAAGCAAUAGAUGAUUUCGAGGCGCAAGCGUUAGAGGCGUUGCAAGAAAAAGAAAACCGCCAUUUGUCGUUUUUCAAAGGAAUUCUGCCUUCUUUAGCUGAUUUUACUGAAUUACAAACAUUAACAUUUCAAAGUGGAGUGAUCAAAAUGAUUACCGAAAUGAGGUUUGGGGAACAGAGUCAAUCAACAACAUGGCAGUCACGCAGAUUGCCAACUGGGCAGCAGUAUAUAUCAACACCAUCGGAGUCAAGUGGAUAUCAAACUGGAUUACAGGUCCAACCGCUACCACCAUCGCCAUCGGGGUAUCAAACAGCUGAAUACUCAUCGAACACUACAUUUAGUAACUUUACCGAUGAUAGCCAGGAAGAAGAAUAUAACUUCGCUUUACUCUCUAAUAAUAAUACUUAA
Acanthoscelides obtectus is the source of this 555-nucleotide messenger RNA. The record is from the annotation of a GenBank genome assembly. Lineage: Eukaryota; Metazoa; Arthropoda; Insecta; Coleoptera; Chrysomelidae.